GUGAUGAUCUCUUAGAAGAUGAUGGAAUUUUCAGUAUUUCAAUAUUUAAUGAAGUUUGCUUGAAAUUGAACAGGCAUUCUAGGAAAGUUGGAUCAGAACAAGUGUAUCAAUUUAAAGUUCUAGGUCGAAGGCGGUAUCUGAAUAAUUUUUAUCACGCAACUUCGUUUAACUUUACAACGAGGGAACAGACGGCAGUGGUGUGUUUAGAUCUGUAUCCAGCAACUGACUACACAGUGAAUGUCACCCUCCUGGGAUCUCCGGAGCCGCCGUCAGUGCAAACAACAGUGACCACCGCACCAGCAGUAAAACAAACCAUCAGUAACAUUUCAAUAUUUAAUGAAACCUGCUUGAGAUGGAGAAGUAUGAAGACAGCUGAUAUAGAGGAGAUGUAUUUAGUCCACAUUUGGGGCCAGAGAUGGUAUCAAAAAGGAUUUGCCCAGGAAAUGAUCUUUAAUAUCACUGCCAGCAGUCAGACUCCUGAGACGUGUUUGGACCUGAGUCCAGGUACCAACUACAGUGUCAGCAUCCAGGCUUUGUCUUCUGAACUUCCUGUGGUCAUCUCCCUAACAACCCAGAUAACAGAGCCUCCCCUUCCGGAAGUAGACUUUUUCACUGUGCAUGGAGGGCCUCUACCACGCUUGCGACUGAAGAAAGCCACGGAGAAAAAUGGACCCAUCGGUUCAUAUCAGGUGUUAGUGCUUCCCUUGGCCCUCCAAAGCACAUUUGCUUGUGAUUCUGAAGAAGCUGCUUCAUUCUUUAGCAAAGCUUCUGAGGCCAGUGGAUACGUGACUGCAGAACUGCUGGCCAAGGAUAUUCCCGAUGAUGCCAUGGAGAUAUCUAUUGGAGACAGGCUGUACUAUGGGAAAUAUUAUAAUGCACCCUUGAAAACAGGGCAUGAUUACUGCAUUAUAUUACGAAUCACAAGUGAAUGGGAUGAGCUUUAUGAAUGCCCUCAUCCUACUGCAUUGCGGAAGCCUGAGCUGGAGUGGAACAUCUAG
Molecule: messenger RNA, 998 nt
Organism: Odocoileus virginianus texanus
Lineage: Eukaryota; Metazoa; Chordata; Mammalia; Artiodactyla; Cervidae
Source: RefSeq, a predicted model, not a curated record